UAAAAGAGUUGUGUGGCUGUCAAAAUGGCUGUCAAAAUGGACCGGAUUAGAAUGUUGUGAGUGGCUGGGAGUUGCGUGUGACAAUAGAACUGGUCAUGUCGUCUCACUUGAUCUCUCUGGCUAUUACAUCAACUCGACCAUUCCUGUGUGGUUAUCAAACCUAACUCGCCUCAAGUAUCUAAACCUUAGCGAUAACAGCUUCCAUGGGGGAAUACCAGAUUCUAUUGGAAACUUGAGCUCUCUUUCUUCCAUCUACCUUUCAUGGAAUCAAUUGUCUGGUCGAAUACCAGAUUCAAUUGGAACCUUGAGCUCUCUAUAUUCCAUCGACUUUUCAUCAAACCAAUUGUCUGGUCGAAUACCAGAUUCAAUUAGAACCUUGAGCUCUCUUUAUUCCAUCCACUUUUCAUCAAACCAAUUUUCUGGUCGAAUACCAGAUUCUAUUGGAACCUUGAGCUCUCUUUCUUACAUGGACCUUUCAUUAAACCAAUUGUCUGGUCGAAUACCAGAUUCUAUUGGAACCUUGAGCUCUCUUUCUUACAUGGACCUUUCAUCAAACCAAUUGUCUGGUCCUAUACCUCCCUCGCUUGGUGACCUAUCAUCUCUUAAAUGGCUCGAUCUUUCUAGUAAUAAAUUGAGUGGGAACAUCCCCACUAGUCUUGGUCAGCUUUCAAACCUCCAAAGGCUUUUUCUUUAUAAUAACUCAUUGAGUGGGAACAUCCCCACUAGUCCUGGUCAGCUUUCAAACCUGGAAGAACUUUAUCUUGAUGAUAACCAAUUGAGUGGGGUUGUUUCUGAAGAUCACUUCACCAAACUCUACAAUCUAACCGACUUGUACUUGUCUGGUAAUACAUUGAUAACGUGGAACGACGGCCCUCAUUGGUUCCUCCCUUCCAAUUGGAGUAUUUGGAUGCAAGCUCCUGCUGCAACAUGGGACCUCAAUUCCCAAACUGGCUUCAAACACAAACACGUCUUGAAGUAUUACGUCUUAGAAAUUCGAGUAUAAGAGAUACAACAAUACCAGAGUGGUUUCACAACAUCUCCUUUCGUCUUCAGAACUUGGAUCUGUCCAACAACGAGAUCCAUGGAAAUCUGCCGCGAAUAAUA
This is a messenger RNA of Erigeron canadensis, 1104 nucleotides long. Its product is annotated as MDIS1-interacting receptor like kinase 2-like. The transcript has a single exon. Gene Ontology annotation, molecular function: protein binding. Bases 467 to 1003 code for a protein of 178 amino acids. The record is from RefSeq and is a predicted model, not a curated record. Lineage: Eukaryota; Viridiplantae; Streptophyta; Magnoliopsida; Asterales; Asteraceae.